This is a messenger RNA of Cetraspora pellucida, 1023 nucleotides long. NCBI's taxonomy places the organism in Eukaryota, Fungi, Glomeromycota, Glomeromycetes, Diversisporales, Gigasporaceae. The record is from the annotation of a GenBank genome assembly.
AUGCCAAAAUUAAAACUCAAAAAUGCUGCAAAAAAACAAUAUAGUGAUUCAGAACUUUUGGUCUAUGAAUCUGAGAGCAGUAAUGAGGAAAAAUUUAAUAAUGGUAAGACAGAACUUAGUGAAGAAGAAGCUGAACAGUUACAAUGCAAAAAUAAAGAAUUACAGGAGGUGGCACAAGAAUUAAUGAGUUUGGACAAUUUUUUUAAACCUGCAAAAAAAAUAGAAGUUAAAUAUGAAAUGUCAUACUCAGAUAUAAAUGAUUCAGAUAUAGAAAAUAACAAAACUUUACUUGUCUUUAAGCAAAGACAACAAAAAUACAUACCAACUCUUAUUGAUGAUGAGGAUGUACAAAGUUCUUGCUUGCAUUUUAUCUAUACUUUGGGUAAAAGAAUAACUACUAAAAAAUUUCAGAAUUAUAUUCAGAACAAUGUUUUACCACAUGUUACUAGUUCUCGUACUUCAAUGUCAUUAGAGACAGCUCGAACUUGGCUUCAUCAUCUUGGCCUUUCAUUCUUUGGUAUGGGCUCCUCUUGGUAUGCUGCACUAUGCAAAAAAGAAAAGAGUAAAGCACUUAUGAUUUCAGAGUUUUUAACUAAGACUCAUGAUCACUUCAUAAUUAUUUCUGCAAAAAUAAAUGAAUUAAACCUAUCAUUAGCAUUUUUACAAAAAGCUCAUGUUAUUAUCAAACCUGGAAAAAAUGAUGAUGGCUGCACUAAUCAUAGUGCUUUUGCAAGUGAUGCAUUAUGUACUAAAAACAUGAAUCUUUAUCCUAAUAGUAAACAGUCAAGAUUACAUGAUGAUCUUUCUUCUAAUGAUUUUAAUUAUAUUUUUCGUAAUCAACUAAAAGGUAUUCAACAAGUACUUUAUGAGUAUAACUUAUGGCCUACUAGUGGCCUAAAAUUAAAGUGUGAAAAUAACUAUUAUGAUUCAAGUAUACCUAAUUGUUGUGUGUGUCACCUUUUGUCUGCACAGCCAAAUUUUAUUAUGCAAAAAUCAGCAUUAAAGGAACUUAUUAUUGAAUGA